Molecule: messenger RNA, 2984 nt
Organism: Anoplopoma fimbria (sablefish)
Lineage: Eukaryota; Metazoa; Chordata; Actinopteri; Perciformes; Anoplopomatidae
Gene: sec14l1
Product: SEC14-like protein 1
Exons: 16
Coding region: 207-2333 (708 amino acids)
Biological process (GO): negative regulation of RIG-I signaling pathway
Cellular component (GO): cytosol; cytoplasm
Molecular function (GO): RIG-I binding
Source: RefSeq, a predicted model, not a curated record
UGUGUGGAGGAGGCGGAGUUAACAGUCUGUGCUGCAGAAUAACACACCGACCAACACGAAGCAUUUCACCUUUUUUCUUUUUGGUUGGGGGGGAUUACAAUGCUGGGAUCUGGUCUUUGCAGAGCUGACCUGAUGGAGGAGGUGGAUCAGCUCCAGUGACGCACAUCAGGACCAUCAGCUAGGCUCCCAGUGAAACCAGUCCCACCAUGGUGCAGGAGUACCAGUCCCCGGUCCGGGUCUACAAGCACCCGUUUGAGCUGAUCAUGGCGGCGUAUGUGAGGAGGUUCCCAAAGUCGCACCUGAUCCCGGUGUUUGUGGACAGUGAGAUCAUCAGCGAGAGCCAAAGCAAAGAUGGAUCCACGGUCGUCACCGAGAGGAGAUGUGUGAUCGACAUCGAGGCUCCGCGGCUUCUUAAACGGAUUGCUGGUGUAGACUACCUGUACUUCAAGCAGAAGAACACACUGAACCGCAGAGACAGGACGCUCCGGAUCGAGGUCCACAACGACACCUUUUCCAACCGGGUCAUCGUCCGUGAGUGCUGCAACUACACGGUUCAUCCAGAGAAUGAGGACUGGACGUGCUUCGAGCAGACAGCUAGUCUGGACAUUAAGUCCUUUUUUGGCUUUGAGAGCACAGCAGAGAAGAUUGCUAUGAAGCAGUACGCCAGCAGCAUUAAAAAGGGUAAAGAAAUGAUCGAGUACUACCUCAGAGAGCUGGCGGAAGAAGGAGUAACCUACAUACCUCGCUGGACUCCCCCUGUUGUCUCUGGCGCUGCACGGCUUCAGCUGCUGCCCCGCUCCACCGCCAGAGACAUCCCAGUUAACAGUGCUAAGACUGGACUGGACAGCAAAGACCCGGCCAGUCCCACAGAGAUAGUGGCCGGCUCUCCUGAAGACAAGCUGGAUGCUGACUACAUCCGACGUUACCUUGGUGAUUUAACACCUCUGCAGGAGAGCUGUCUCAUUCGUCUGCGCCAGUGGCUCCAGGAAACCCACAAGGGCAAGAUCCCAAAGGAUCAGCACGUGCUACGCUUCCUGAGGGCCAGAGACUUCAACCUGGACAAGGCCAGAGAGUUCUUGUGCCAGUCGCUGACCUGGAGGAAGCAACACCAGGUGGAUUUCCUGUUGGACACGUGGGAGCGCCCGCAACUGCUUCAGGACUUUUACACUGGAGGCUGGCACCACCACGACAGAGCCGGCCGUCCUCUGUAUAUUUUGCGUCUGGGACAGAUGGACACUAAGGGCUUGGUGCGAGCCUCAGGAGAGGAGGUGCUGCUGAGACAGGUCCUGUCCAUCAACGAGGAGGGACUGAGGCGAUGCGAAGAAAACACCAGAGUCUUCGGUCGGCCCAUCAGCUGCUGGACUUGCCUGGUGGAUCUGGAGGGUCUCAACAUGCGUCACCUGUGGAGACCAGGUGUGAAGGCUCUGCUGAGGAUCAUCGAGGUGGUGGAGGCGAACUACCCCGAGACUCUGGGUCGCCUGCUCAUCCUGAGGGCGCCCAGAGUUUUCCCCGUGCUCUGGACUCUGGUGAGCCCUCUGAUUGAUGAGAAUACCCGCAAGAAGUUCCUUGUUUACGCUGGAAACGACUACCAGGGUCCAGGAGGACUAGUCGACUAUAUUGACAAUGAAAUCAUCCCUGACUUCUUGGGAGGUGACUGCAUGUGUGACAUCCCUGAAGGAGGUACAGUCCCCAAGUCUCUGUACAGGACAGCAGAGGAGCUGGAGAGUGAGGAAAACCGCCUGUUGACCGACUCCAUCUAUAAGAGCGCCAGUGUUUUCAAGGGAGCUCCUUAUGAGAUGCUGAUCGAGAUCAGCGAGGCCUCCUCCGUCAUCACCUGGGACUUUGAUGUGUCUAAAGGAGACGUGAUCUUCAACAUCUACCAUUCCAAGAGGGCCCCGCAGCCCCCUAAGAAAGACACUCUGGGAGCCCACGGCAUCACUUCUCCGGGGGCCAUCAACGCCCAGAUGAUAGACAGGAACUGGGUGCUGGGUCAGGACUACAGCAUGGUGGAGAAAGCCCUCACCUGCAGGGAGGGAGAGAGUGUGCAGGGCUCCCACGUAACUCGCUGGCCCGGCUUCUACAUCCUCCAGUGGCGCUUCCACAGCUCCCCAGCCUGCUCCGCCUCCAGCCUGCCUCGAGUGGAUGAUGUGCUGGCCUCGCUGCAGGUUUCCUCCCACAAGUGUAAGAUCAUGUACUACACCGAGGUGCUGGCCUCCCAUGACUUCAGAGGAUCCAUGACCAGUCUGGAGUCGAGUCAUAGUGGCUUCUCCCAGCUCAGUGCUGCCACUACUUCCUCUAGCCAAUCACACGCCAGCUCCACCGUCUCGAGGUAACAUCUGUCCGCCAGGUGUCUAAAAACAGCAGCGACCUGACUAAUACUGACAUCUUACGCCGACUGUGCCUUCUGCCUCCAUGAGAGGGAGCCUUACGCUCACACUGUUUAAUGAGGAGUUGACCUGACAAAUGGAGGUGAGGAGAGUUUCAUGGAGAUCUUUAUACAUUAACUAAUAUUUGUAUUAUUAUUCAUAUUUGAGCAGGAUCAGUAAAGUUGUAUUGAUCUCUGUUUCUAGGGAAUUAUGUAUUUAAAGUUUCCUGUUCAUAUGACUGACUUGUAUUUUUUUUUUGUAGUUUACCACAUAACACCUUCAAUGCACACUGCAAAUGGUUGAAUAUCUGUUUUUUAGUUACAGUGAAUGUGUGUCCAUAACAUUUGUUGUGUAUCUCCUGGAUUCAUAAAUACAAAUUCAGAUGCCUCACAAAAAACAGUUUUUACAUAAGAGUAAAUUAAAUUAAAAGUAUCUGUACAUUGCACGCAGCUCCUCUCCAAGAAGCUGCUUUUAUUUUCCACAAGAUGUCAGUGUUCUCUGUGACUUAACUGCUCUCAGAUCUGCAGUGUACUCAGCGCCGAUGUUUACACUCACACACACGUUGUUUGGUCUUUUAAGAGAUCAAAAAAAAUAACUGUCUCAAUAAAGAAUUUAUCA